GGAGCGAUGGUCGCAAGAUGGCGGCGCUGAAGGAGGGACGGAGCUACGGGCUGUCGUGCGGGCGGGUGAGCGACGGCAGCAAGGUGUCCGUGUUUCACGUGAAGCUCACCGACAGUGCCCUGAGGGCCUUCGAGAGCUACCGCGCCAGCCAGGAUUCUAUUUCGCUGAGACCGUCAAUUCGAUUUCAGGGAAGUCAAGGGCACAUCUCCAUCCCCCAGCCCGAUUGCCCCGCGGAAGCGCGGACCUUCUCCUUCUACCUCUCCAACAUCGGCCGCGACAGUCCCCAGGGCAGCUUUGACUGCAUCCAGCAGUAUGUGUCCAGCCAUGGGGAUGUCCACCUGGACUGCCUGGGCAGCAUCCAGGACAAAGUCACAGUGUGUGCCACCGACGACUCCUACCAGAAAGCGCGACAGAGCAUGGCGCAGGCCGAGGAGGAGACGCGGAGCCGCGGUGCCAUUGUCAUCAAGCCUGGAGGCCGCUACCUGGGUAAGAAGGUUCAGUUUCGGAAACCAGCCCCAGGGGCGACAGAUGCUGUGCCCUCUAGGAAGCGGGCGACCCCCAUCAACCUGGCCAGCGCCAUCAAGAAGAGCAGCGUUGGUGGUGUUAGUGGGGGCAGUGGGGUGUCUCAGAGGCCCUUCCGUGAUCGGGUGCUACACCUCCUGGCACUGAGGCCUUACCGGAAGGCCGAGCUGCUGCUGCGGCUGCAGAAGGACGGCCUCACGCAGGCAGACAAGGACGCGCUGGAUGGCCUCCUCCAGCAGGUGGCCAACGUGAACACCAGGGACGGCACAUGCACGCUGAAGGACUGUGUGUACAAGGACGUGCAGAAGGACUGGCCCGGCUACUCGGAGGGGGACCAGCAGCUGCUGAAGCGGAUGCUCAUCCGGAAGCUGUGCCAGCCACAGAGCACAGGCGGCAUCCCUGGAGACUCUGCUGCUGCCAGCCCUCUGGGCGAGCAUGGGAGCUCAGCCUCGCCCCCCCAGAAACGGCCGCAGCCUCCUGAUUUCAUCGAUCCCCUGGCCAACAAGAAACCCAGGAUAUCGCACUUCACCCAGAGAACUCAGCCUACAGUCAAUGGGAAGCUGAGCACACCCCACAGCCGUGAGGCCCUGCUGCCCACCCCAGGCCCGCUGGCUAGCACAGACUCCCACCUGCCCCCGCGGCUGGAGCCCCCUCAGGCCCAUGACCCCCUGGCCCAUGUCAGCAACGACCUAGGCCACAGUGGCCGGGACUGUGAGCACGGGGAUGCGGCCGCCUCAGCCCCCACUGCGCACCUCAGCCUGCCCCUGCUGACGGACUGUGCCCAGCCCAGCAGGCCCCACAGUGGUUCCUCGCGCGGCAAGUCCAAGAAGAAGUCCAAGAAGCACAAAGACAAGGAGAGGGCGGCUGAGGACAGGCCCCAGGCCCAGCUGCCAGACCAUGUGCCUGGCUCCCUUGGAGCCCCGCCAGAUGCCCCAGGUUUAAACGGGGCCUGCAGCAGCUCCAGCGUCCCCACGUCGACCUCGGAGACGCCUGACUACCUGCUGAAAUACGCCACCAUCUCCUCCUCGGAGCAGCGUCAGAGCUACAAGAACGACUUCAAUGCUGAGUACAGCGAGUACCGCGACCUGCAUGCCCGCAUCGAGCAGAUCACGCGGCGCUUCACGCAGCUCGACGCCCAGCUCCGGCAGCUCUCCCAGGGCUCUGAGGAGUACGAGACUACUCGUGGGCAGAUUUUGCAGGAAUAUCGAAAAAUCAAAAAGACCAACACCAACUACAGCCAGGAGAAGCACCGUUGCGAGUACCUGCACAGCAAGCUGGCCCACAUCAAGAGGCUCAUCGCCGAGUAUGACCAGCGGCAGCUGCAGGCCUGGCCCUAGCCCGAGGCUGCGGGCCAGGAGGUCUACUCUGCUGGCCAGGCCAACACACCUCACCGGGCUGACCUUUCUGGAUGGCGGGGAGCUGGGGUUGGGGGAGCUAAAGACGGGGGAAAAAGAUUUAUUUAAAAAAAUAAACAUGAGGAAGACAUGUUCAUCUGAGCCAGCAAUGCCGGCUUUCAGGGGAGCCCCUGCAGACCUGGUGCCCACAGGUCACAGAUCCCGGGAGGUGGGGUCCUGCCUCCCUCCCCCCACACCUCCUGAGCAGCCCCCACCCAGCACACGCUCCCGGGAAGCCCACCUCCUCGCAGGCCGAAGCCUGAGGGGCUUCAGCUUCCUCUCGCCGGAAGACUCGGAGGCUGGCCUGCCUGCCUUUUCUGGUUUUCUACAAAGACAGUCACUUUUAGCUACUGCUUACGAGACUGGAGUCUAUUUUUGUACAAAAGAGAAAGCAUCUUUUUUCUAAACCUGUGCCUCCCCUCCUUGGAUGCCUGGGGUCUAGAUGCCACCCUCUGUCCUUUCUGCAGUAUUACAAUUGCCAUCGGAAAGUUUGGUGGCGUUGCUGCAACCUCCGAGGAGAGAACCCCUGUGUGGUGGGGGGGCUGGCCCGGGUCACGUCUCCCCUGCUGCUUUCCUGCUAGGCACCAGGCCAGGCCCUCCCUCCCAGCACCUGCCUCUCCUUCCCCUCCCUGGCUCCGGUGGGGUCUCUGCUCUAAGGGGUUGGGUGGGGCCCCUCCCAGGUCUAUUUGGAGAACCCCAGCUGGCCCCCGAACAGCUGCUGCUGGGAGCCGGCUGGAGCAGAGCGGCUCUUGGUGCUCCCGGCCUGCCCUGCUAUUUCAGACCCUCAGCUGUCGGGGGUCACUGGGGGUUUUCUGUGCUACGAGCUCGCACUCUGCAGCAACAGUGUUGAAUUUUAUUUUGUGAUGUUCUCGAUUUUCCCCUUUGCUGCUGCUUUUCAUUUCGCACUGUUGAGACCGUGUGGUCUCCAUGCUGUUGACCUCACUGUGUCCCUCAGUCCACUUGUGGGUCCUGGGGUUGUUUUAGCAGAGCCACCACGAGGUUUGCACUCAGGGAGGGGCUGGGGGUCUCUGGGGUCGGGGCCCCCCCCAAGAGCGAGCUCAGAAAAGGCACCCUGUCUGCCUGCUCCGGGGGUCGCAGGCUCCGUGGACACCCCAAUUGCUGCUUAUUUGCUGUGCCUAGUCUAGUGUCCCCCAAAGUGUCGGGGGGCCGUGCAUGCGUGAGUGUGUGAGAGAGGGGCCCCCCCAGGGCGUGGUGGGGGCUGAGGUGUGUGUGCACAUUCAGGGCCAUGUCCAGUAAAGCCACCAGUGGGGGUGGGGGUGGCUGCAGCCUGCAGCCCUGGGGUCACAGGGGGGUGGCUGCUGCCAGCAGUAGUGAGGCAGCGAGAGUGGAAAUGCUCACGUGGACACAUCUGUUCUAAGCUGUGGGGGUCUCCUCAUGGCUUCCCAAAGAGCGUCCUCGUGGAGGUGCCUGCACAGUGCCCCCCCCAGCCCGAAGUCUCUCCCUCUGCCAGCCCCCAGGGGUGCCUGGAGCACCGGGAAACGAUCCUUCAUGUUUCACUAGCUGUUGUCUUGUUUUUCAUUUGGGAGAGGAGGGAAGGGCUGAGCAGACCCGGCAGCCCCCGAGCUGUGCCGACUGCCGUGCUGUGGAUGUGGAUAUCUGGCCCAGCCGUGCAGGUGCCGGUGAGGGAUCACCUAGGGAGGCUUUCUGCCUUGGGAACCAGUUCAGGGGACUCUCAGCUCAUUUCCUUGUUGUUGUUGUUUUGUUUCUUGUUUUUUUCUCCUUUAAGGAAUUAUGAAGCUAAGAAAAGUUCUGUGCUUUAGAAGUUGAUGGACAAAAGUUCUAGCUGAUUAAAUAUGUUCUAACUUAUUGAUACUGUGUUUUUUCUUUCCUUUUAAUAUUGUACUGUGGAGAAAAACUAUUUUGAGCCAUGGAGUUGGUGUUUACAAGAACUUUUCACUUUUGCCAAAAUGUUACAAUUGAAAGGCAUCCACGUCUUCAGUUUCUUAAUAUUUUCUUAAAAGACCUCGUGUCCUUUUUGUACACUAAACAGGUGAAUGCUGAUUUUUUCCAACCUAUAAUAAAUGUCACUGAGCCGAA
Molecule: messenger RNA, 3974 nt
Organism: Diceros bicornis minor
Lineage: Eukaryota; Metazoa; Chordata; Mammalia; Perissodactyla; Rhinocerotidae
Gene: ELL
Product: elongation factor for RNA polymerase II
Exons: 12
Coding region: 18-1859 (613 amino acids)
Biological process (GO): transcription elongation by RNA polymerase II; positive regulation of transcription elongation by RNA polymerase II; snRNA transcription by RNA polymerase II
Cellular component (GO): transcription elongation factor complex
Molecular function (GO): cis-regulatory region sequence-specific DNA binding
Source: RefSeq, a predicted model, not a curated record